Eurytemora carolleeae is the source of this 2183-nucleotide messenger RNA. RefSeq names its product septin-1 (gene Septin1). The record is from RefSeq and is a predicted model, not a curated record. Gene Ontology annotation, biological process: regulation of exocytosis; cytoskeleton-dependent cytokinesis. Gene Ontology annotation, cellular component: septin complex; synaptic vesicle; cell division site. Gene Ontology annotation, molecular function: GTPase activity; molecular adaptor activity; GTP binding. The coding region runs from base 33 to 962 and encodes 309 amino acids. Lineage: Eukaryota; Metazoa; Arthropoda; Copepoda; Calanoida; Temoridae. The transcript has 10 exons.
GUUUAAAUUUCAGAUUUAAUUCAUCUCACAGAAUGGGAGAGAGCACCAGAUCUUAUUCAAGUUUAACCCAGGAGACAUCUGGUUAUGUUGGGUUUGCAAACCUACCCAACCAGGUUCACAGGAAGUCAGUUAAGAAAGGAUUUGAGUUUACUCUAAUGGUGGCAGGAGAGAGUGGUCUCGGUAAAUCAACAUUGAUCAAUUCCCUUUUCCAGACAGACCUGUAUCCUGACAGUUACUAUAUUUCAAGUUUUAUUAAUUUUAUUGUGUUCAGAUACUUGAAGGAUGAAAGUGGGUUGAACAGGAAGAAUAUUAUUGAUAAUCGUGUACACUGCUGCUUCUACUUUGUAUCUCCCUACGGACAUGGUCUCAAACCUUUAGAUAUAGAUUUCAUGAAGCAGUUGUCUAACAAGGUAUCUAUAGUACCCGUACUGGCCAAGUCUGACUGCCUGACUGCAUCUGAGAUAAAGAAAAUGAAAACAAGAAUUCUCGACGAGAUUAAGGAGAACGGUAUCCGUAUCUACAAUCUACCGGAUUGUGAUACAGACGAGGAUGAAGAGUACAAAGUACAGGUUGGACAGUUGAGAGAAUCCAUACCCUUCGCUGUUAUUGGAGCUAACGCUUCGGUAGAGGUGGCUGGGAAGAAGGUUCGAGGACGGCAGUAUCCCUGGGGUGUUGUUGAUGUUGAGAACCCGGAGCAUUGUGAUUUCAUCAAGCUUAGAACUAUGCUGAUCACACACAUGCAGGACCUUCAAGAGGUUACUCAUGAUGUUCAUUACGAAAACUUCCGUUCCCAGCGGUUAUCUCGUGGUGGCUCUGCCACAUCCGGCAAAUCCUUCGCUCCGGAUACUACAGAUAAACUUCUGGCGGAAAAGGAUCAGGAACUUAAACGAAUGCAGGAUAUGUUGGCGAAAAUGCAAGAACAGAUGAAGCAACAGAGUACAUCAAAUCUAGCAAACUACUAGUUCCAAACUGGUUCUAAACUGGUUCUAAACUGGUUCAAAACUUGUUUCGACAAAAAAAACAUUAAAUGGCAGAGUCCAUGAGUUUCAAUCUUAAAUCAAACUAGAACAGCAAAGUGUUAUUGUGAACAAAUGUAUCAUUUACUCCCCCGAAGGAUUUAAUGAUAAGCCCAUAGGGGUUAAAAUUUCCUUUAAUUCUAGACUUUCUAAGUGUAAAUGACAUUUCUAUUCAAAGAGUUGGUUUUUACAUAGACGGGUCCUUCAUAAUUACGUUUUCAUAUUAGCGGGAUUCAUUAAAAACUGUUGCACACUAAAAAGAAUGUGAGUGAGUUCACUGACCAUUUCAUUACAAACAUCUAUAAUUUUGAGUUCCUGUUGCAAAUGGAGUGUAAAUAAAAUAUUUUUUUGUCACUAAACAAUUUUGAGUUUUAAAGUUGAACAAUAAUUUUGAUAAAGAGUUAUUCUCCGAAUUCAGAACGCAUUUUAGAAUAUAACAGAUUCAUAAACUUGCAAAGGUUUACUAAAGCACUCCCAACUGGGAUAGCGAAUCUACUACUCCAAUCUGGUAAAAACGGCCUCAAAUUUAGCAACUACCCGUGAAUAAAAAAUCUUUUUUAAAAUUAAUUUAGUCUUUUAAAACUGCCUUUGUAAAAACAUUUGUAUUUGAACUUUAUUAAACAAAAACAAUAUUUUCUUUGGUUUUAUUUUACCAUAGUUUAAUGUUUAUCAAAGUAUUAAAUAAGUUCUUCGGGAUAAAAUUUCAACAAAAAGAAAUGUUAAAUUUUCACCAUCAGGUUGCAAAGAUAAAGGGAAUUAGAAAAUGUUUGAAAGCAGAGUUUGAUUUUAUUUGAACUUGAAAAGCCUUUUAUAGUAUGAUGGUUGAUUGUUUGUUUGUUUGUUUAUAGUAUACAAACAUAACACAAGUUGUAAAAUAGUUAAACUGACGAACCAAAGUAUCUUUUUCUGAUAUAUCUUCUAACGCAUUGUAGUUAUAAAUACCGUUUUAAGCCUUAUGUAAUAUGUAUAUUGUAUAUAUAUACAUUAUACAAAGCCUGUUUAUAAGAACAUAUUUUGUAAUUUCGUGGAUUUCUUCAUUUUGUACACCUGCGCACGCACGCACGCACGCACGCACGCACGCACAAGGGUUCAUAGUAUAAAUCAUUGCAGGGGCGUUAAAUUAUAGAAGAAUGUGGGAAGGGAGUCGUUGUAAAGAUUCCUGUAGAC